Molecule: messenger RNA, 2263 nt
Organism: Syzygium oleosum
Lineage: Eukaryota; Viridiplantae; Streptophyta; Magnoliopsida; Myrtales; Myrtaceae
Product: probable hexosyltransferase MUCI70
Exons: 9
Coding region: 243-2072 (609 amino acids)
Source: RefSeq, a predicted model, not a curated record
AAGAAAAGAAAAAGAGCCCGGAAGCGCGAGCGUCUUCUUCCUUUUCUGCUUCCAGCCUAGGGUUUCGAUUCGAAUCUCGUUGCUCCGCCUCCGUCGGCCGAAGACCGCCGCCGCCGCCACCGCCGCCGCUUCCGGCGAUCCGGAAACGCGCGUUCCGGGUAGCAGAAUCGCAGGGCUAGCGAGCGAUUCCGGGCAUAAGCGAAGAGGGAGAUGAAUCGCCGAUACGCGGAUCCAGCGGUACAAUGACUGGUGUGUCGUUCGGCCUUCGCACCGGGAGUUAUGGAUCGCUGCAGCAGUUGUCCAAUGGCGCGCCGCAGAACCAGGCCGCGCCGGUCCUCCUGCGGAAGCCGUCGAAGCUGGGCGUGCCGGGUUACCGGGAGAAGGAGAAGUUCCUCCCUUUCGUCUGCCGGUACUUGGGCCGGAAGAGGGUCGCGAUGAUGCUCCUGGUCGCCCUCGCCCUCCUCGUUUUCGUCUUCGGCUCCUUUACGGUCAAUAAAGAAGGCAGCGGUCCUAUAAUAGUUCCAUACACGGAGAGCACGGUACCUUUCGUUGAGAAGGCAUCGGGCCAUACUGUUGUAAUGCAUUUCCCUGGGUUAGUAGAUAGACAAAAGGACAGAGGUUCCCUUGGACGGAAGACUGUGUCCCGAAGCGGUCGAAGUAGAGCUCAACCUCCUCCAGUACCUGCUCUUUUACAUCGUCGAAGUCCUCGACCUCAUCCUCUUUCUCAUUCUGAUUUGACUUCACCUAAUUCUGGCUUCACGGGUGCUGUCCCUAUGGGCCAUCAGUGCAAAAACUUUGCUUUUCCUCCGCCACCUCCUGCUUAUGGGAAACGGAUUGGACCCCGGCCAUGUCCAGUAUGUUACGUCCCUGUGGAGCAGGCAAUAGCUAGCAUGCCGAGUUCCCCAGCAAUAUCUCCAGUACUUCGUAAUCUCACGUACGUUCAUGAUGAAAUUCCAGUCAAAUCUGAACAGCAUGGAGGUUCAGAUUUUGGGGGAUAUCCAUCUCUAACCGAAAGGGAUGAUUCCUUCGAUAUAAAGGAGUCUAUGCGAGUGCAUUGUGGAUUUGUCAAAGGUCAUAAGCCUGGUCUUCAAACCGGAUUUGAUAUUGAUGAAGCUGACUUGGAGGAGAUGGAGCAAUAUCAUGAUGUCAUUGUUGCAUCAGCUAUAUUUGGAAAUUAUGACAUAAUCCAACAACCUCGAAAUAUUAGUGAAGCUGCAAAGAAAAACAUUCCUUUCUUUAUGUUCAUUGAUGAAGAGACGGAGGCAUACAUGCAAAAUUCUAGUGUGCUCAACAGUAGCAGGAGGGUUGGAUUGUGGAAAAUCAUAGUGGUUCACAACAUCCCUUAUGCUGAUGCGAGGCGUAAUGGAAAGGUCCCAAAGCUUCUUUUGCACCGGAUCUUUCCUAACGUUCGGUAUUCCAUUUGGGUUGAUGGAAAGCUCCAGCUUGUUGUGGAUCCCUAUCAAAUCCUUGAGAGGUUCCUAUGGCGUGAAAAUGCUAGUUUUGCAAUUUCUAGACAUUAUAGGCGCUUUGAUGUCUUCGAAGAGGCUGAGGCUAAUAAAGCUGCGGGAAAGUAUGACAAUGCCUCUAUUGAUUCUCAGAUUGAAUUUUAUAAAAGAGAGGGCUUAACUCCAUAUUCUUUAGCCAAGCUCCCUAUAACUAGUGAUGUUCCUGAGGGGUGUGUGAUCAUGAGGGAACAUAUUCCUAUUACGAACCUGUUCGCCUGUCUAUGGUUCAAUGAAGUCGAUCGAUUUACUGCCAGGGAUCAAUUAAGUUUUUCCACAGUGAGGGACAAGAUAAUGGCAAAAGCUAAUUGGUCCAUCAAUAUGUUUAUGGAUUGUGAAAGGCGUAACUUUGUGAUUCAGGCAUACCACAGAGAUCUGCUGGAGCACAUGCCGCCUCCAGCAAGUCCCGCAAUACGAGCUCGACCGGCUUCGACCACCAUCAGUACACCUGGAAGAAGAGCUCCCGUGAAAAAGGCUAUCAGCAGCAAGCGCUCAAGGAGCGAUAGAAAGCCAGGCUCAAGGCGGCACCGGAAAGUCACUGCAGGCACUAGGGACAGAAGUUCCUCUUGAACUUCGUGUAUAUUCUGAUUCAUUCGUUCAUUUAUAUAUUCUGGGAGAGGAGGAUUUGUUUGAAGAGGCAUAGGCUGAUUGCGGAGCUCAGGAAAAGCUCAAAAUUUUUGAAAGUGUUGAUAUCUAUUCACAUUUUUUUUUGUACAUACACUUGAUUCCAAAUAAUUAUACCACCUUCUGCCCGUCAGAUA